This is a messenger RNA of Heterobilharzia americana, 3778 nucleotides long. The record is from the annotation of a GenBank genome assembly. Lineage: Eukaryota; Metazoa; Platyhelminthes; Trematoda; Strigeidida; Schistosomatidae.
AUUACACUAUAAUAGCUGAACUAUGAAAUGGUUCGGGUUCAACCUAUGGAGCAAAUGUGAUCAGUUGUAGCUUGAGAGAGAUGAGUAGGGAGUCUUUUGUCACUCUGGCUACGAAUGAUGAAUAUUGUGUGGGGGCACUGGUUUUGGGAGCCUCAUUAAGGCAGUCACAAACCUCAAAAGAGCUAACGAUCCUUAUAACUUCAGCGCUUUCACCUCAAAUGAGGUCACUUCUUUCCUUAAACUAUGAUAAUAUUAUCGAAGUACAGCCCGUUUGCCCAAUGGCUGGAAUAAAUCUUUACUUGGAGACAGAAACGAGCUUAAUGCAACGUUUACAAAAAUCUGUGCUUGGAGUCUUACUGAAUUUGAAAAACUGGUUUUCAUGGAUGCAGAUACUUUGGUUCUACAUAAUAUUGAUGAAUUAUUUGACAGACCUGAACUGGCUGCAGCUCCUGAUCUUCUAUGGCCAGAUUGUUUAAUCCUGGCGUAUUUGUUCUUAAGCCAUCCAUGAAUACUUAUAAUGGACUAUUACAAAUGUUAUCUAAUGUUGGCAGUUUUGAUGGAAGGGAACAAGGUCUAUUAAAUACAUACUUCUCCAAUUGGCAACAAGGUGGGUUAUCUCACCGACUUCCAUGCAUAUACAACUGUAUAUGUCGUAUAUCAGAGGAUACAGGCUUUGAGUUUUAUACAAGUCGAUCUGCAUGGAUUCAAUUUGGUGGAACUGUUCAUGUUGCACACUUUGCUGGUCGUAUUAAACCAUGGCAUAAAAUAUCAGCAGCUAAAACUUGUAGUCAGGCAGCUUUUCGUACACUUUUAAAUACAGAUGUAAAUAGACGUUCUGUGUCUCGUGUAGCUGGGAUGUUAGCCUAUUGGUGGUCUUUAUUUCUUAUUCUAGUAAGACCACAUUUUUCAUCUGAUAUGUAUUUAGGUCAUGUUUCUUUAGAAAGUUUAAGAAAAUAUGAGAAUAUUCAAGGUUUAUCAAACAGUUAUGGUUCAUACCAACCGGUUGAUACUGAGAAAUUCAGUAGUAAUAACCAUAAUAAUAAUGAUAAUAAUAACACUUCAUAUACCCCAUAUUAUCCAUCAUUUCAUGAACAACAAAGAAAUCAGGAGAUUUGGUGGAAUCAAACUGUAUCACACUGUCCACCAGCAUCAGAGUUUGUACAGUUACCUUAUCAUCCGGAAUUUCAUGAUACAACUUGGAAUUAUUUGCAUAGGAAACAAAGAAUUGAUGAAGAUAAUCGAUUUGUUGAACAUCAUCAAACCUGUAGUGAAGCAUCAGUUGUUCCUCUCCAGCCACAACUCAAUCUUUCAUUAUCCGGGAAAGUUUAUUAUAGGGAAAAGGAUUCAUCGAAAAAUCCCAACCAAGAACACUAUCAUCUUCAUCAUCCUCAUGAGGAGCAACAACAAGGGAACAAUGACACUAGUCAUAAUCACUAUCAUCAACAUAAUCAUCAAGAGGCUAGUCACAAUCAGAACUGUACUGAACACUAUCAACUGGAUCACUGUGAUGAACACCACGAUGUUCACCUUGACAAACCAAAUGAUACACACCAUGAAAAUGAAGAUUUCCGACUCAAUGAUAAAGAUACAGUAGUGUACAAUGAUUGUCAAUGCGAAAAAGAAACACAAAAUUUUGAGUUAAAAUCCAGUGAUAAGGAGACACUUUCGCCUACACCUUCUUCAUCUGUUGUUACUCCAAUGAAUCUAUCAACGUUUGAGCCAAUGAAAACGCCUAAAUUGAAAUCAUUUUACUCUUUAACUUGUUCUAAAUGUUAUCAAGAAAUGAUUAUGGAACAAGAAAUAUCAAUUCAUCAUUCUAUGACAAGAAAAUUGAAUUUAGAUAAAGAGUUACAAGUUAAACCAAUAUCCAGAAAAUACAAACGUUAUACUUAUGAAAUUCCAUUGAAAUCAAAGUCUAAAAUUUUAAGAACUUAUAAGAAAUCAACUAGAAAAUCUUCAUUGAAUAAUAAUCAAAAAAGAAUGAGUAAAGAAGUUAACUACAAUACAACUUCAUAUGAAACUACAUUACCGAUUAAAGUAUACAAUAGUAGAGAGAAAAAAUUGUUCAAAUCUAAUAUCUUAACAACAAUCUACAAUAGUGAAAAUGCUUUAAAUCACUAUUUUAAUAUAACAUCUUCAAAUCAUUAUGAAUAUACACAGGGAAUAAGUCAUAGGAAUAUAAUCUUAAGUAGUCAAUUUCGUGGUCUAGAUUUAGCCUUGUUCAAUAUUCAAGGAUAUAAUCAAACUAUUAAUUGGGAUCAAAAAAAUAUAUUCUAUUUGAAUAGAAUGAAAUUUCAAUCUGAAAAUCAAUCUUAUUGUACAUCAUUAAAAGCUUUACCUAUUUCUAAACGAAGUUAUAGUGUAGAGGAUAUUAAUGAAUGGAAAUUUUCACUUAGAAAUUCUCAAAUAAAUAAUAAUAAUAAUUUAUCUGAAUUGAAAAUAAAACGAUUAUCUUUACCAUCUAAUUAUUUAAACAAAAAUAUAUGUUCAAUGGUUUCAUCAUUAAAAUUAGAUUAUUUGAAUAGUUAUCAGUUAAAGUGUAGACAAAAAGUUAAAAAGCGAUCAUCUUAUAAAAGUAGCAGGACUUCUAGAAAUAUAUCAAUUGAUCAGUGUGAAUUAUUAAAUCCUGAUAAUAAAAUUAAUCUAUUCAAUGAGAGUAUAUCUCAUUCUAGACUUCCUUAUAAAAGGAAUAUGCCUGGGAUACCUGGACAACUAGCAAAUAUUAACUAUGGAAAGAAUCUAUGUGCAAGACAUAGUGAGAUUGAAGCAGCAAGCAUUGAAAGAAUGUAUGCCUGGGAAAGAGGAGAAAUUGAUUACACUGGUACAGAUCGUUUCAUGAAUAUAUUAAACAAAUUAUGCACUACUCUACGCUUUGUUGGAGGUGAAAAAAAUCUUCCAAUUGGUAUUGAUAUCAUUAAGUGAAAUGUAUAUAAGUAUUUUGUUAAAAUUACAUUUGAUUAUUCAGUAUUCAACUUAUGCAAAUAUCAGGAAUGGCUUACAGUUGAUAGCUUACAGGGAAGUGAAGAGAAUACUUGUCAUCUGUAUGUCUCUUUGUAUUUCUCUCUUCUGAUUAAAAUAAACAUGAAGAAGAUGAGAUAAACACAACAUCUUAAUGCCUUCAAUUAUUUUCUCUGUUUAUCGAUAUACUAUUAAAGUAUGUCAUGUCUGAAUGUGCCAAAAAUAUUACUUGUUAAGAAGAAAGUAAUUAUAUAUAUAUAUAUAUAUAUAUAUAUAUAUAUAUAAUUUCUACUCGUAAGUGUACUAUCAUGGUGUGCAUUCAUACCUAGCUGUCGGUGAAACUGAUACUAGUAUCAGUUUAUUUCUUAUCUUCAUCUUUUUUUAAGAAAAUAUUUAUCCAAUCCAACAUAACUACUUAUUUCCUUUCGUUUUUUACACCUUAUUACUAAACUUACUAUUUCUUACUCUUAGUAGUAAUAGUAGUAGUAGUAAUAAUUGAUGAAUUGUGAUUAACUUGUAUUAGUUAUCGUUAUAUAAAUGAUUAUCUGUUUGUAAAUUUUUUCAUCCCAUUUUUAUUAUAUUCAUUUGUAUUUUAUAGUAGUAUUGUUAUUAUUGUGAUUACAAUAUGCGUUGAGUCCUUUAUUGGACGUAUCCUUAUUACUUGUUCUGUUAACUUUGUUUUCAAUUAUGUCUUUCUUAUCCAGUGAAAAACUUAGAUCCUCAUAGAAAAGAUGUUUCCACUUUUCUUUUUUCGAUAUACAAUAUGACAACCAAAAUAAAUUCAAUAUGCAGUCUUAGGAAAGAAAUAUACAUAUAUACU